This is a messenger RNA of Ceratina calcarata, 718 nucleotides long. RefSeq names its product ATP synthase, delta subunit (gene ATPsyndelta). The transcript has 4 exons. The record is from RefSeq and is a predicted model, not a curated record. Gene Ontology annotation, biological process: proton motive force-driven ATP synthesis. Lineage: Eukaryota; Metazoa; Arthropoda; Insecta; Hymenoptera; Apidae. Bases 169 to 657 code for a protein of 162 amino acids. Gene Ontology annotation, molecular function: proton-transporting ATP synthase activity, rotational mechanism.
CCAUCAGAUGGACAAAACGGACACUAAUGCGUGUACUGUAUAGAAUCGGUGUUCUACAGAUUCAAUUUCGUCUGGCUGCCUUGCCACAGUGUUCAAUACAAAUUUCUACUGAUACUUGUAACAUAAUUGUUGUGUGAAAAUUAUUUAAACGAAUCCAGACACAUUAAAAUGGCCACACUUGCACGUAAUUUACGGCCGUACUUGAGAUACGUACGUAAUCAAGUCAGAAGUUAUGCCGAGGCACCAGCUUCGAGUGAUCAAAUGAAGUUUACCUUUGCUGGCGCUAAUCAGGUGUUUUAUGAUCAAUCUGUAGUUAAACAAGUGGAUGUGCCAUCGUUCUCAGGUUCUUUCGGUAUUUUACCGAAACAUGUUCCCACUUUAGCUGUAUUGAAACCUGGUGUAGUCACAGUAUACGAAGAAGACGGAUCAGUAAAAAAAGUGUUUGUUUCCUCAGGAACAGUUACCAUAAAUGAAAACAAUAGUGUUCAAGUACUGGCAGAGGAAGCUCAUCUGUUGGAGAAUCUCGAUCGUUCUGCAGCCUCAGAGGCUCUUAGUAAGGCUCAACAACAACUUUCAUCAGCGACAACUGAUAAGGAUAAAGCCGAAGCAGCUAUUGCUGUCGAAGUUGCCGAAGCCCUAGUGCAGGCUUUGGCAUAAAUAUCAUACAGUUAUGUGUAUAAUUGAAGUACAGUAAUAAUAAAAAGAGUACUAAAUUAUA